This is a messenger RNA of Xenopus laevis (African clawed frog), 1988 nucleotides long. It is a transcript of the gene bmp2.L, whose product is annotated as bone morphogenetic protein 2 L homeolog. NCBI's taxonomy places the organism in Eukaryota, Metazoa, Chordata, Amphibia, Anura, Pipidae. Gene Ontology annotation, biological process: positive regulation of multicellular organismal process; positive regulation of cell differentiation; signal transduction. The record is from RefSeq and is marked provisional. Gene Ontology annotation, molecular function: growth factor activity; cytokine activity. Gene Ontology annotation, cellular component: extracellular region.
GAAUUCUCUUCCCUCUCACCGGCCUCUCGUCUCCACUCACCUCCCGGCGACCCCGGCUGGACUGAGACACUCGCUGCCACUAUGUGCGACAACUCACCGACUGGGCUGCGACUGGACGCGCGGACUUGUCUCCCUCCUCUGGGGACCAGCGACCUGAACUAAAGACUCGAGUGAUGUGGAAAAAACACGCGGGGAGCAGAAAACCCACAUCGAGACACAAACUCGGCGACUAAAUCGCUCAGGUUGACAAUGGUCGCUGGGAUCCACUCUCUGCUCCUGCUGCAGUUUUACCAGAUCUUGCUGAGCGGCUGCACCGGGCUCGUCCCAGAGGAAGGCAAACGCAAGUAUUCCGAAUCCACUCGCUCGUCUCCGCAGCAGUCCCAACAAGUCCUCGACCAGUUUGAGCUUCGGCUGCUCAAUAUGUUCGGCUUGAAGAGGAGGCCGACGCCUGGCAAAAAUGUUGUGAUCCCCCCCUACAUGUUGGACUUGUACCACCUGCACUCGGCUCAGUUGGCCGAUGAUCAAGGAAGUUCUGAGGUGGACUAUCACAUGGAGCGGGCGGCUAGCAGAGCCAACACAGUGAGGAGCUUUCACCAUGAAGAAACCAUGGAAGAAAUUCCAGAGUCUGGUGAGAAAACAAUCCAACGAUUCUUCUUCAACCUUUCUUCAAUUCCAGAUGAGGAGCUGGUCACGUCUUCUGAGCUCCGGAUUUUUCGAGAGCAGGUCCAAGAGCCAUUUGAGACUGACGGCAGCAAACUUCAUCGGAUUAAUAUUUAUGACAUUGUCAAGCCAGCGGCGGCUGCCUCCCGGGGCCCUGUUGUAAGACUAUUGGACACCAGACUGAUCCAUCAUAAUGAAAGCAAAUGGGAAAGUUUUGAUGUGACGCCGGCAAUUACACGGUGGAUUGCACAUAAACAGCCUAACCAUGGGUUUGUUGUUGAAGUGACUCACUUGGACAAUGACACAAAUGUGCCCAAGAGGCAUGUGAGGAUUAGUAGGUCUUUAACCCUGGAUAAAGGUCACUGGCCUCGGAUACGGCCAUUAUUGGUAACUUUUAGCCAUGAUGGCAAAGGAUAUGCUCUUCACAAAAGACAAAAACGGCAAGCUAGGCACAAACAACGUAAACGCCUUAAAUCGAGCUGCAGGAGGCAUCCGUUGUACGUAGAUUUCAGUGACGUUGGUUGGAAUGACUGGAUUGUUGCCCCACCUGGGUAUCAUGCCUUUUACUGCCACGGGGAAUGUCCUUUUCCACUGGCAGACCAUUUAAACUCUACAAACCAUGCAAUCGUACAAACUUUGGUGAAUUCCGUCAACACAAACAUUCCCAAAGCUUGCUGCGUCCCCACAGAACUCAGUGCCAUCUCCAUGCUCUAUCUUGAUGAGAAUGAAAAAGUAGUAUUAAAGAAUUAUCAAGACAUGGUCGUGGAGGGGUGCGGGUGCCGUUAGGCGGGGACACACAAGCCAGAGACAAGAAAGCUGACACUUUAAUAUUUCCUUUUGGAGACUAUAUUUAUGCUUUGAAAAAUGAUGAAACAAUUAUUUUGAAAAUAUAUUUAUGUCUACACGGAGGCUGGGAAGCAAAUAUUUUAAUCUGAGAAAUAUUCCUUUUUAGUUGUACAUUUUUAUAAGGGUUUGUACCCAGCACAUGAAGUAUAAUGGUCAGAUUCCUAUUUUGUAUUUAUUUACCAUUAUAACCACUUUUUAAGGAAAAAAAUAGUUGUUUUGUAUUUAUAUGUAAUCAACAGAGAAAAUAUAGGGUUUGUAAAUAUGUUACUGAAAGUGUUUUUUUCUUUUUUUUAAAUUAUAUAUACACAGCUGGUUAUAUGGCAAGUUUUUUAUAUUUUCUAUAAAGCUAAUUUCAAGGUCAUUAGUUAUAAACUUGAUGAUGUGUUGGUUCAUUGGUAAAUCCUCCAUAUUGUGCAAUUAACAUGCAUUUUUAUAAUGUACGAAGUCCAGUCCAUUGUGCAUUGCUUUGCAAAUUUAGAAUU